AUGUCCACAAGGCCGAAAAGACAAGUCUUGAAUAAGCUAAGUUCCUCUCCCCAGGGAUCUUAUCGUGAGGAUGAUCAGUAUGGGGAAGGCGAGGACGAAGACAGUAUUGGACUCGACGAGGAGCUCGAGGAAGAGGAACUAUCAGGAGAAGAAAACCUCAUUUCAGAUGAUGAAGAUGAACCAAUGGAUGAUGGAGAAUUAGAGGCUGAUGAUGUUUACGAUGACGGAGAAGCAAUUUACGAAGGAGAUGAGGAUGAAGAAGAUGAGGAAGAAGAGUUCGAAGAGCUUGCCAGAAGCAAAAGCAGGACGAAGGCGAAGGUUCCGGUUGAAAGCAGUAAGAAAGAGCAGAACAAUGUCUCGGUUAAGAACAAAUCCACGAAUAGUUUGCUGAUUAGUAUGAAUUUUGUGGAUAAAAAGAAACUGUCCACUGUAUUAAGCCAACCUAGUUCUCCAGGUGCUAAAGGAACGAAACCAAAUGCGAAGACCAAUUCUCGGACGAGGAAUAUCAAAAUAACUUAUACCGAACCAAACGAAGAUGAUUUUGGGAGCGAUAUCGAUACAGCAGAGGAGGUGAAGCCAACCAGUAUAAAAAGAAGUAGCAAUGCCAAGGGCAACAACAAAGGACGUGGUCGACAGACUGCUGCCACUCUCAAUGAUGACGAUGACGAUGACGAUGACGAUGACGACGACGACGAAGACAAGGACGAUGAAGAGGACGAAGUUGAUGAUGACGAGGACCUUGAUCUAGAAGAAAAUAUGGAUGAUAACGAGGAAAGUGAUGUUGAUUUCUCUAAAUUGAGCGAGAGACAGAGAUCCAAGGUUUUAGGGGUUUCUGAAGAACCAGAAGAGAUGACGCCCGAGCUGUACGAGGGCAAGAAGCUACCGAAGAGUGUUCUUGCAUUAAUGGAAGGCAGUUCCAAGAAGAAGGCGUUAACGGAGGAGGAGAUACAACUUAAAAAGGCUGAAGCCGCGAGAAAGCGUAAGACGUUCAACAUGCGUAAGCUGGAGGCUGAGAAGAAGGAGACUUUGAAGAAGUUACUACACCGUAAGAUCGAUAAGGUGGAUGCCAAAAAGCAAGAGGAGGAGAACGAGAGACGAAGAAGGAAUCAGCUCAAGCGCAAGGAGCUCAUCACCCACAGAGCUCUCUUCAGUUGGUUGUCGAAGACGGAAACAGUUGAUGACAAGAAGACAAAUGUUUCUCUCUUCUCGCUGCAAGAAUCGUAG
This is a messenger RNA of Pichia membranifaciens NRRL Y-2026, 1224 nucleotides long. RefSeq lists its product as hypothetical. Lineage: Eukaryota; Fungi; Ascomycota; Pichiomycetes; Pichiales; Pichiaceae. Bases 1 to 1224 code for a protein of 407 amino acids. The record is from RefSeq and is a predicted model, not a curated record. The transcript has a single exon. Gene Ontology annotation, cellular component: Ino80 complex.